Molecule: messenger RNA, 1485 nt
Organism: Lodderomyces pseudojiufengensis
Lineage: Eukaryota; Fungi; Ascomycota; Pichiomycetes; Serinales; Debaryomycetaceae
Product: IPI3
Exons: 1
Coding region: 1-1485 (494 amino acids)
Biological process (GO): rRNA processing; DNA-templated DNA replication
Cellular component (GO): nuclear pre-replicative complex
Molecular function (GO): protein binding
Source: RefSeq, a predicted model, not a curated record
AUGGAUGAAGUUCUAUACUAUAUAUCACAAGGAGAAGAAAAAGGAGCUGAAUCAUUUGCUUACAUUACUUCAAUCCAUUCAUCAAAACAAUAUCAAUCUUUUCGUCAUUCAUCAUCACCAAGAUUUGGUACAUGUUUAACAGGUAUUGGACCAGGUGAAAGGAUUUUCACUUGUGAUUCUAAAAGAGCAAUUAUUAAUGUAUAUUCAUGGGGAAAAGAAAGUAUUGAUCAAAAAAUUCCAAUACCUGAAGCAUUAAAUACAUUACAUAUUAUUCAUCAUCCUGAUGUUAGUGAAACAAAACAUAAAAAAUCAAAUUAUAGAAUUCCAUGGUUAUUAAUUGGUGGUUCAAAAAGUGGGAAAUUAUAUAUAUGGGAAUUAUCAUCUGGUGACUUGCUUUGUGUUAAAGAAGCUCAUUAUCAAGGAAUAACAGUUAUAAAAUCAAGUGAAUGUAAAACUUUUUUAAUAACUGGUGGAGAAGAUGCAAGAUGUAUAAUAUGGAAAAUUUCAGAUUUAAUAUCCAUAUAUGAAACAAAAGAAGAUGAAGAGGAGGAGGAAAAUAAUCAAAGAAAUUUAAAACCUUAUUGGAUAAUAACUGAAAAUACUUUACCUAUAACUGAUCUAAUAUUAAAUUCAGUAGGUAUAAUAAAUGAUUUAAAAUUAUAUACAAGUUCAAAAGAUGGUACAGUAAGAAUAUAUGAUAUCUUCACGAAAACUCAAUUAACGACAUUUGUAUUACCUGAUUCAGUUGAAUGUAUAACAAAAGAUCCAGCAAAUAGAGCAUUAUACGUGGGAUUAAAUAAUGGUUUAAUUAAAAUGUUACCAUUAUAUAAAUAUAAUAGUCAUACAUCAAUUUUAGAGAGUGUCGGAGGAUUAAAUAAAAUAAUAACUAUUGAAUCACAAGAUCCAAAUUUAAAUCAAACAUUUAUACAACAUCAAAAUUCAAGUAUAACUAAUUUAAUAAUGUCAAUGGAUGGUACAAGUAUAAUAUCAAGUGAUAUUAAGGGAGAAGUUUAUGUUUCUGAUAUAGUUACAAAACAAACCAUCAAAAGUUUUCAACCUUUAGGUUUUCCCAUAUCAUAUUUAUAUAUUGCAACAUUACCUGUUUCCGUGUUGGAUAAUACUAAUAAUAUAAGAUCAGAUAAAAAACAUAGAAUGAUACCACCUUUAAAACGUGUAUUAGCAAGUAAUAAUCCAAUUGAUCAUAAUUUAAUAAUAGAUAUUCCUGAAGAAAUUAAUUUUUCUGGUGAUACUGAUGAUAGUGAUGAAGAAAAUUUUAAUUCAUGGUUGGAACAAAAACGAAUUGAAGAAUUAAAAUUUAAAAACUUGAGUAAUAUUGAUUCAACUGUAAAGAAAGUCGGUAAUGGAAACACUACCAAUAAUGAUUUGGAAAUUAAAUUGAAAAAAGUAUCUGAAGCUUAUACUGAUUUAAGAUCAAAACAUGAAGAAUUAAUAAAAGAACAUGCAAAAUUAUUAGAUAAAAUAUAG